CUCCGCGUGUGUGUGCUUGGGCGCACGCUAGCCUGCCUGCCCGCCGCUCUGCCCCUUCCCACUCCCUCAUGCUACCGGCGGCGUUGCACGCCCACGUGUCUCGCGUGUCCGUGCGUGUGCACGCGUGGGGUGUGCGGGUACGUACACAUGAGAGGAGAGGAGCGAGGGGAGGCGAGACGGUCACGUUUGUAGGAAGUGCCAGAAGUCGAUGCAAAGUGUGAAAGCAAACUCUGCCAUCUCUUGGACUGCUACAAGUGGACAGACCGCCUCGCAUAAUGCCAACUUUUGAUGAGGUUUUGAAGGAAGCUGGGGAAUUUGGAAGAUUUCAAAAGAGGGUCUUUUUCCUCCUUUGCCAGACGGGCAUAACUUUUUCUUUCCUGUUCGCCAGCGUGGUUUUCCUUGGGCAAACACCCGACAACUACUGGUGCAGGAUCCCUGGGGCAGCUGAAUUAAGUGAACGAUGUGGCUGGACACUGGAAGAGGAGCGAAACUUCACGGUACUGCCCCUGCUCCUGGGGAAUGCAUCCUCCAGUGGGCAAUGCGAGAGGCUGGACAUCUCAUGGGACGGCUCCGUCAGCUGCACCAGCCCGCUCGCCCACUACAGCAAUCACAGCGCUGGCAACCUGCCGCUCGCUGCCUGCCACCAUAACUGGGUGUAUGAACAUCCCCACUCCUCCAUCGUCAGCGAGUAUAACCUUGUGUGCGGCAAUGCCUGGAUGCUGGAUCUCUCACAGGCUGUCCUCAAUCUGGGGUUUCUGGCUGGUGCGUUCACCCUGGGCUACGCUGCAGACAGAUAUGGCAGAAUCCUCAUCUACUUGCUCUCCUGUCUUGGGGUUGGGAUAUGUGGUGUUAUAGUGUCAUUCGCACCAAACUUUACUGUAUUUUUGAUCUUCCGUUUUCUCCAAGGCGUGUUUGGCAAGGGAACAUGGAUGACAUGCUACGUGAUCGUGACGGAGAUCGUUGGUUCUGACCAGCGGAUUGUUGGGAUUGUGAUUCAGAUAUUCUUCACCCUGGGAAUUAUGAUUCUGCCUGGAAUUGCAUACUUGGUUCCCACCUGGCAGGGGAUCCAGCUGGCCAUUUCACUGCCUAACUUCCUCUUUCUGCUCUACUACUGGGUGGUUCCUGAAUCUCCACGUUGGCUCCUGACACGCAAAAAGGGAGACAAGGCAUUAAAAAUCAUGCACAACAUUGCAAAACACAAUGGGAAAUAUCUCUCACCACAUUACUCAGAGAUCACUAUUAGCAAUGAGGAGGUCAGCAACCCCUCCUUUCUUGACCUGGUGAGGACUCCGCAGAUGAGGAGGAACACGCUUAUCCUGAUGUAUGCUUGGUUCGCAAGUGCGCUGAUCUACCAAGGGCUUGUCAUGCGCCUAGGAAUUGUUGGAGGAAACCUCUACCUAGACUUCUUCAUCUCAGGAGCUGUGGAGCUGCCUGCUGCUCUCUUAAUUUUAGUGACAAUUGAUCACAUUGGCCGGCGCCUUCCCUUUGCAAUAAGCAGCAUUGUGGCAGGAAUUGCAUGCCUUAUUACUGCCUUCUUGCCAGAAGAUAUUCCAUGGCUCAAAACAACAGUUGCCACUCUGGGAAGACUGGGCAUCACAAUGGCUUUUGAAAUUGUCUAUCUUGUAAACACUGAAUUGUACCCUACGACAUUGAGAAACUUUGGUGUUUCCCUGUGCUCGAGUUUGUGUGACCUAGGUGGGAUCAUAGCCCCAUUCCUGCUUUUCCGAUUAGCAGCCAUUUGGUUGGAGCUACCUCUAAUUAUUUUCAGUAUACUUGCAGUUGUCUGUGGGCUCCUAGUAUUGCUUUUACCAGAGACAAAGGGAAUUUCCUUACCAGAGACAGUGGAGGAUGUGGAGCAGCUUUCAAGUCAUUUUGGUAAAUGUGGCAAGAAACGGAAACACCGGGACACCAACUCUUAUAUUUGACCUUUGAAGGACAGCACUGAGCAAAGAACCGUGUUCUCAAACCGGGAAUUUGUUCUCCAACUGCCACCACUUCAAAAUUUGCUGCAGAGUAUGGAUUAAACUCCAUAUUUUUCUUCUAAGCAUAAGGACAUUUAAAACAAACAGUGUAUUUUUCUAUAAAUAUGGAAUAAAUUCACUUUUUUUUCUGAGUAUGCUGUUUGCAGGAAAGGGAGCACUCUGUGGUUCUUGAUAGAGAACAGCUUUAAAAAGAUGCACUAUCCAGCUCAGUGAGCUCUUAUUUAUUUUGUUACACAUUUGAGCUAUUUGUUUAUUUCUAUUGUUAGCAUAUACCGUUAAGUAGGGAUGGUUUGAAACAGUACUGCUUGUUUAAGAUUUGGAUGAAUUUGAGGAGGAGAAGAUGAGUAUUUCAACCUGUUCUCCUUUGCCACUGGAGAAUCUGGACAAAUAGAAGAUCUGGUGGCUCAGAAAGGAGGAUACUGGUCAGGGUGGCUCUUUCUCUGGGAGAGGUGGCAAUCAGGGACGUGCAUCAGGAGACCCUUGCCCUGGUCUGCUCCUCUCCCCCAGCCACAAAAGCCCUGCUUCCCUCCCUCUUCAAGGGCUUUCUAAAAUGUGGCAGCAGUCCUCCUCCUCUCCUUUGCAGGUCUUUGUGUAGGUGUCACAUCCUACACAAGGCAUUAGCUCUGCAGGUCAGAUUGUCCUGCUGCCCACUAGUGGCUUCCCCCAGACCCAACUGGGGUUCACAUGACACCCCUUCGUCCUGUCGCCUGGUCAGGCUUCCCCAUAACUCUGAGGGAAGGACUUUCUGCCUGCUCUCUCUUGUGAGCAGAUAGCAGGGACAGCCUGCCUUUCCUUUCAGCUGUGUGACCUUCUUCAUCAAACAUUGGGUCCUGGCCACUGACAGGUAAACAGUAGACAUCACAGUGAAGGACUUGAAAAGAUGUAGUGUGAAAAAGGUAUCCUGUAACCAACAGAGAAUUAAAUAAACAAAAGAAAGCCAAUAAGCUCUUGUAAAUGGCCUUAUAAAGUCAGAAAUAGCAUAUUUGGCAUAAGCACUUAUACGACUGAAUUUUGAAGGUUCAUACCCCAAAAGAGUAGUGCUAACAUUACAGUCGGUGCUGCUGAAUGACUACCGUUCCAGUCUCACCAUCUUAAGAACACAUAUGUGCAGGUGCCUGCACAGGGGGAUUUUCUAUGGUGUGGAGCACACUGUGCAUUUCAACAGUUCCCGACCCUCCCUGCCUUUUCCCAGCAACUGCCCCUACCACCAGCCCUGCUGGAGGAAAACAGGACCUUUAGGAGCAAUCUCUGUCUAAUGUUUGCAUACUUCCAGCAGUUAACAAUAAAGGGCUGUCUUUCAAGGCUCUUUCUAACUUCCUCUGAGGCAUAGCUAAAGGUCGAUGGGAUGCUUAGCAAAACUCAGUAGUGAUUGAAAGAUAUGAAACUAAAUGAGCAUCUCAUAAUAUAUCUGGCUAAUUGGUGGUAUCUAGAAGACAACCCAAAACUGGAGCUACUGCUGCAGGGAGAAAACUCCUCCUACACCAACCAGUCUUCUGCAGAUAGCUGUAAACUCCCUGAGGCUGGCUGGCAGACACCAGUCCUGAACUGGAAGCUGUGGGCUUGCACCGGCCAGGUGCCACAUUUCAGCGCAGAGUGGGAGCGCGGGCACCUGGCCGCAGAGCUCAGACCUGCCUUCCUUGUACCCAGCCAGCCCGCACCGCAGGCACGGCCCCCCGAGAGCCAGGCUGAGGAAAUCACAUGCAACGCUGUAUGAGCUGGGCCUCCCUCUUCCUUUUAAUAUUUCUUCUUUGUGAAUUUAAAAUUUUAAAAAUUGUUUUCUUAAACACUGCAGCAGUCUGAGAAGGACUAUGGAGGUCAUCUAAAGCUACAGCUUCCCAAAGAAAUGUCAAUAUUAUUUGCCAGCUGCUGCUGUUUGUGGACAACUAAAAUGUGUUGAGAACUCAGAGACACGAAGACUUGCUUCCGGCCUUUCAGACUGUUCUUUGUUUUGCAUAACAUCAUAUGUUGCUCAGAAGAGAAUAUAAGUGAAAUAUUUCAAUAUGUAAAAUGGCUAGGAGCCGUGUCAGAAGUUCGGAUGCAUUUAUUUUCUAAAAAUUCAUAUGUAAAGGACAGCAGGAAAAAGCCUGUGUAUGUUCUGACUUCUAAUAUGAUAAUACUUAACAACUUCAGGUAGAGUUUGUAUUUGGUAAUAACUCCUGUGUUAACUCUUACCCUUAACAAAGGGAUUUUGCAAGAUGGCAAUAUUUAUUGCCAUUGUCACUCUCAGAGAAGGAAAAGAUCACAAUUUACACACUUCAAGAGGUUAUGAGGUGGGACUUCUGUAGCUGCUCAGGUGUGUCCAGGCAUCUCUGGUGGGUUUGGCAAGGACAUCAGGAGUAGGUUUGUUUGCUUACAAGUCAAGUAUUAACCAUGUCUUCAGGAGUUCACAUUUGAAAAGCUUUACAAAUCAAAGACCAAGCUGCAACACAGAAUUUCUGUUGUCAGGGAAGUACUGUGCAUAUUUCUUGGCUGACUUAAUGAUCCAAAUAAAUAGAUACAGAAAAGAUGCAGGAGGGUAUUUGUGCUCAGUGAAUUGCACACCCCCCCCCUCCCAGAUGGGUGGGGAAUGAUUUAGCAGAGCUGUUCCUACUCAGGAAGACAAUACCCUGAGAUCAUCACUUCUCCCAGAAUCAUACUUGAAGUGUAGAAGCUGCAAAAAUCACCCUGCCACCUAACUCUGUUUUAUAGCUCGUAUCUCCCUUUAUAGCCUAUGGGAGGAAAAAAAAACCCAAAACCAAAAAAACAACUCCUAGGAUGCAAUCCACCCCUUUUG
Tyto alba (common barn owl) is the source of this 4755-nucleotide messenger RNA. It is a transcript of the gene SLC22A3, whose product is annotated as solute carrier family 22 member 3. Gene Ontology annotation, cellular component: membrane. The record is from RefSeq and is a predicted model, not a curated record. The transcript is spliced from 11 exons. The coding region runs from base 276 to 1925 and encodes 549 amino acids. Gene Ontology annotation, biological process: transmembrane transport. Gene Ontology annotation, molecular function: transmembrane transporter activity. Lineage: Eukaryota; Metazoa; Chordata; Aves; Strigiformes; Tytonidae.